Messenger RNA from Bufo bufo (common toad), 1235 nucleotides. RefSeq names its product thiopurine S-methyltransferase (gene TPMT). Gene Ontology annotation, molecular function: thiopurine S-methyltransferase activity. The transcript has 9 exons. The coding region runs from base 324 to 1046 and encodes 240 amino acids. The record is from RefSeq and is a predicted model, not a curated record. Lineage: Eukaryota; Metazoa; Chordata; Amphibia; Anura; Bufonidae.
ACUUUCUUCUCUGCCCUGAAAUUGAAUUCAUGUCAUGAAGGAAUUUAUUACAUCUCAGCCGGAACUUCUGCAAGAGGAAAGAAAAAACAAGUUUAGUGCAACACGGGGGACGUCACUGUCUCAAGUGACUGGAGCGACAGAGACGCGUGCGUGUCUGCUGCUCCAAUCAUACUGGGGAACACAGGGACCCUAUCCUUGUGAUCAGAACCCCGUCAUGUCACGUGACCGUGUGACGUCACAAGGUCCUUACGGCGCCUGGAGUUUAGACACGAUCCGCCAAAUACGGGAGCCCAGUCUGAUAGAUCAGCGGAGAGCCUCGUAGCAUGGCCAAUCCUUCCCAGUUCAGUGAAACGCAACAGAACAGGGUUCUAUCGGAAAUGGACUGGAAUCAGAAAUGGGAAAACAGAGAAAUUGGGUUUCACGAAAAGAGUGUACAUCCGUUACUAGAAGAAUUCUUGAAUGAAAUGCAAGCCGGAAGGACGAAGCUGAACAUCUUUUUCCCUCUCUGUGGCAAGGCGGUGGAUAUGAAAUGGCUGGCUGACAUGGGCCAUACUAUUGUUGGGGUUGACGUCUGUGAAAUUGGAAUCAAGGAAUUCUUUGCUGAACAGAACAUCCCUCACAAUGAAGAAGCUGUAGCUGGGAUCCCUGGAGCUAAAGUAUUUAAGAGUGCAUCUGGGAACAUUUCCCUGUACUGCUGCAGUAUCUAUGACAUAUCUGACGCAGUCAUUGGAAAGUUUGAUGGAGUGUGGGACAGAGGAGCAAUGGUAGCUGUGAACCCGAAGGACAGAGAACGUUACACCAGUGUCGUUCUGUCACUAAUGGCUAAGGACUGUAAUUACUUACUUGUAACACUUGAAUAUGAUCCUAAGUUGCAUAAAGGCCCACCAUUCUACGUACCUGAAUCUGAAGUAGCAAAUUUACUUGGUUCUUCAUGUGCUUUUAAGAUAUUGAAGAAGAUUGAUGCACUUGGUGACAAGCAGAAACAAUGGGGACUCGAUUUUUACUAUGAAAACAUUUACCUGGUCACUCCGAAACUGCAGUCUUGAUUAACUACACCCUUAUUUGUAGUCUUUUAUUUUUUUUUUGAAACACAGAGCUGUUAGUUUGUCAUGAUGUCUACCUCUUGAUUUUAGAUGUUCCUUCUCUUGUUGUCACUACCUCUUGGCCCCUCUAAUGAGCAGGCAGUAAAUCAAACGUAUUAUACUUUUAUCAAUAAAAUAUAUUUCCUCAAUGUU